AUGACCAAACUACCAAUUGCUCCAAUGCCACCAACACCUCCUAAAAUUUAUAGAGUCGAACCUCUUAAUUUCAAGGAAGCUGUCCAAAUGCUCACCGCAGCUCCCGAGUUUCAAUCUGUCUCCAAUAAUUCUAUCUUUAGUUUUGAUUCUGGUUCUGGCUCUGGCUCUAUCUCUGUCUCCGGUUCUUUCAAUUCGAGGCGUCUACAAGAUGUCGCUCCUCCUCCACUUGAUCUCUCACCGGUUUCAUUACAAAGAAAUAAUGGAAACAAUAAUAUUGUUGCACAAUGGCGAGAAUUCCUGCGUCCUUCUUCUACUUCAUCGAACAACCAAGUUGAAUCAAUUACCGAGGCCUACAAUGACUCAACAAAUGAAGCACAAGAAAUAUCACACGUAACGCAUCAAAUUCAAUCAGAAAAUUAUUUUGGGUCGUGCAGUCCGCUAGCUAAUUUCCCUCUAUCGCCUGCUUCUUUUGCAUGGUGUUCGUCUAUUCUUCUCAGCCCUAGCAAGCUUACUUCACCAAGCGCGGUUCAAAUCAUUUGA
Molecule: messenger RNA, 540 nt
Organism: Lycium barbarum (goji berry)
Lineage: Eukaryota; Viridiplantae; Streptophyta; Magnoliopsida; Solanales; Solanaceae
Exons: 1
Coding region: 1-540 (179 amino acids)
Source: RefSeq, a predicted model, not a curated record